AUGGCAGCGAUCUAUCCGCAAUGCGGGGUUGCGACGACCCCGCGCGCGUCCCGCUACCGCGUGCGCUGCGCGGCAGCCGCGGCAAGUGGAAGUGCCUCCGCGGUGACGGUGGCGGCGGCGUGCGUGCCGGUUGAGGGUGCGGGAGUGACGAGGCGCGGGGCCCGGAGGACGGGGUCGUCAACCGUGGCGGGCAUGUGGAGGCAGGUUCAGGGGUGCGACGAUUGGGAGGGGCUGCUGAAGCCGGUGGUGCACCCUGUGCUGCGGAGCGAGGUGGCACGGUACGGCGAGCUGGUGAACGCCUGCUACAAGGCGUUCGACCUCGACCCGGCGUCGCGGCGGUACCUUAACUGCAAGUACGGCAAGGAGCGGAUGCUGGAGGAGGUGGGCAUGGCCGGCGCGGGGUACGAGGUCACGAGGUACAUCUACGCGGCGCCGGACGUCACCGUGCCGACCAUGGAACCGUCCACCAGCGGGCGGGGACGGUGGAUCGGCUACGUCGCCGUGUCAACCGACGAGAUGACCCGGCGCCUGGGCAGGCGCGACGUGCUCGUCUCGUUCCGCGGCACCGUCACGCCCGCCGAGUGGAUGGCCAACCUCAUGAGCUCGCUCGAGCCGGCGCGCCUCGACCCCUGCGACCCGCGCCAGGACGUCAAGGUCGAGUCGGGCUUCCUCAGCCUCUACACCUCCGCCGACAAGACGUGCCGCUUCGGCGGCGCGGGUAGCUGCCGGGAGCAGCUCCUCCGCGAGGUGUCCCGCCUCCUCGAGUCGUGCUCCAAGGACCACCCCGGCGAGGACGUCAGCGUGACCCUGGCCGGCCACAGCAUGGGCAGCGCACUCGCUCUGCUCUUCGCGUACGACCUCGCCGAGCUCGGCCUCAACCGCGGCUCCCUGGUAACCGUGUUCUCAUUCGGCGGGCCGAGGGUCGGGAACGCCGCGUUCAAGGCCCGGUGCGACGAGCUCGGCGUGAAGGCACUGCGAGUGGCCAACGUCCACGACCCGAUCACCAAGCUCCCGGGCAUCUUCCUCAACGAGGCCACCACGGGGGUGCUCCGCCCGUGGCGCGCGUCCUGCUACACCCACGUCGGCGUGGAGCUCGCCCUGGACUUCAUCAAGGUCAGCGACCUGGCGAGCGUGCACGACCUCGGCACGUACGUCGCAUUGCUCAAGAACGGCAACAAGACGCCGCAGCCGUCUGCAUCCAGACCAGAGCAGCUGCACGACGGCGGCGUGCUCGCCAAGGUGAUGGAGUUCGUGGGGCGGCAGCGCGCCGGCGCGGUGCCGUGGCAGGACGCGGCUCUGCAGAUGGGCGGCUUGGUGCAGACCCUCGGACUAAUCUGAUCGAAUCAACCAGCGGCCACUGAUCCUCUUGGACAAUUUUUUUUGGAGGAUUUAAGGUCGUUUUUUUCAUUAAUUUCUUCUGCACAGAUCGAUUAGCUAAACUUGAUCAUCAUAGGAGGCAGAUCACAAAAGAAUUCUUUGUCAUUUCGUUCCGUUCGGACAGAGACAGUGUACAGCUAGUGACCGACCAUGUAACGAAAGCAAUGCUCGAAACAGAGCAGGCAAACACACGACAGAGCUUACCCCGAUUUGUUGGAUUGCUACUCGUCCGUCUCAACUGCCGGCGGCUGCUGAUGGGAUUGAAUUGCACGGCUCGAUUUGGUUCGUCGGAUGACAUGUCGCAAGUGCGUCACCGUAUAUUUUGUUGCUUGGGAACAUUGGACU
This is a messenger RNA of Phragmites australis (common reed), 1722 nucleotides long. RefSeq names its product phospholipase A1 EG1, chloroplastic/mitochondrial-like. NCBI's taxonomy places the organism in Eukaryota, Viridiplantae, Streptophyta, Magnoliopsida, Poales, Poaceae. Bases 1 to 1338 code for a protein of 445 amino acids. The record is from RefSeq and is a predicted model, not a curated record. Gene Ontology annotation, biological process: lipid metabolic process. The transcript has a single exon. Gene Ontology annotation, cellular component: chloroplast. Gene Ontology annotation, molecular function: glycerophospholipid phospholipase A1 activity.